GUCAAGCAGACUUCGUUGGCUGCAGAAGCUGCUCGGUCUCCCGUCAUUGAGGGCAACCAGACUUCUACUGCUCUCGUACAUUGUAAUCACUCGGGCCUGAGCUUAGGCCCGAGCCUUACGCCGAAUCAAGCACCGAACAGGCAACAGCAGACACGGGGACUGGACAAUUCGAAUCAGAACAUACCUCCACUACAGCCACGGCAGUCACCUUCAGCCACUAGCCUGGCUUCCAUACCUCAGGAUGAGGAUUUUAGAAUCACCACCAGUCUGCGCAACUCGAUUGUCUGUGCCAUUGGGGGCUCAUCGACGUCACUAGGCGUCUCAACAGGUCCAAUGCCCGAGAUGACAACCAUAAGUGGUGCUCGCGGCAACGAGUGUGGCUCCGGCUCUUUGGUUUCGAGCAGGCGUCGCUUCAACUCUAACAUCCUCUUGAGUGAGGCAGAAGUGGAGGCGGUCGAGGUUAGUGCCUAA
Molecule: messenger RNA, 471 nt
Organism: Protopolystoma xenopodis
Lineage: Eukaryota; Metazoa; Platyhelminthes; Monogenea; Polystomatidea; Polystomatidae
Source: the annotation of a GenBank genome assembly